This is a messenger RNA of Sycon ciliatum, 4499 nucleotides long. RefSeq lists its product as uncharacterized. Bases 586 to 3513 code for a protein of 975 amino acids. Gene Ontology annotation, biological process: proteolysis. The record is from RefSeq and is a predicted model, not a curated record. The transcript has 3 exons. Gene Ontology annotation, molecular function: aspartic-type endopeptidase activity; nucleic acid binding; zinc ion binding. NCBI's taxonomy places the organism in Eukaryota, Metazoa, Porifera, Calcarea, Leucosolenida, Sycettidae.
GUUAGACAUUUCAAUAAUUCUCGAGCAUACUUCAAAUAUUCACGAUAGUAAUAUGUUGUGCAAAUACAUAAAUCACGUACCUGACUUCUCCAGGUCUAGGUCACUCCGAGACACCUUUCUUGCAAGGUAUGAUAAUACUUCAUGUUUACAAACAUUAGUUAUCUUCCUGCUGCAAGCGAAGGCUGUUGUUUACAAAGUCUUCGCCCAUAAUUUAUUUGCAUGUUGCUCACACGCAACCUUUCCCAAACUGAAUUUGACGCAUGCGCUCUGUGUACAUCUCUAGAAUAAAAUUGUGCUCGCUGCUCUAAAACUGCACGCCACUCUGUAGCGUACAUCUAGAGAUCUAAAGUCCGCAUGCGCUGUACGCUAACUUUGCAUCCGGUUGCACCAAACGCUUGGAGCGCAUAUAACCUGAGCUUGCUAUCAUUUUCAUUCAUUCCGCUCGAGUCUAAGGACUCUCCAGUCUUCUACUAUACUAUGGUAAAGUAAUGGAUAAACCUAUUACCCGUUGUGUUUUGUGAGUGCCUUAGUUCCUAUCGUGUGCAGAACGUUGAAUUACAACAUUGGCGACGAAAUUUCCGAACCAUGUCCAAGGACUCCAUCGACCAGUUCCUUAUCAGUGGGCACGCAAGUGAGGUCCAACAGCGUUGGAAGAAAUGGCGGCGGGCUUUCCAGUACUUCAUCGAAGCCAAGGACAUCACCGACCCAGAUCGCCAGCGCAGCAUGCUGUUGCACAAGGCUGGCCUACAGAUUCAGGAGAUCUUUGAAGAUCUCGAAGACCCGGUUGCGCAGGCAGAUAGACCAGGGGAUGACAACGCUUUCAAACAAGCGGUAAGAAUGCUUGAUGAGCAUUUCGCAUACACAGUCAAUCCAACUUUUGAGCGGCACGUUUUCAGACAGAUGUCACCCAAUGUAGGAGAGAAUGCCACGCAAUUCUGCACCAGACUCCGUACGCAGGCCAAACUUUGUGCAUUUGCUGCAGAUGACGAGCACAUUCGUGAUCAGAUGAUUGCCACUUGUAUUGACGUCGAUCUGCAACGCUCUCUUCUGUCCAAGAGUAACCUUACCCUACAGGUGCUGCUGGAAAAGUUUCGCGUGCGAGAAUCGUCAGGCAUUCAAGUAAGAUCUAUGGCUACGGCAGCGUCAAGCGUCAGUGCCAGCCCGAGCAGCGUCGACGCCGUACGCUCUACGACAUCGUCAACGCGCUCCCCAUGUACGCGAUGCAACAGGGUGGGUCACGCGUCGUCAGCUGACGAUUGCCCAGCACGCCGCCGCCGAUGCAACACGUGUAGUAAGGUUGGACACUAUGCUGUUUGUUGUAGAUCUCAAGGUGGUACUAGUAGUAGUAAUGCAAGUAGAUCAUCGCAUGCCCAACCUAGGGAUGCUGGUACUCACCAUGUCUCACUGCCUGACCAAUGUGAUGAAGCUCUAAGCUCAGAUUUCAUGAUUGCCAAUAUUGGGUCCCAGCACAGUCACACUGGCAAAUUCCGAGUUGAUGUACAUGUAAACGGGAAACCCCUCAACAUGGAACUUGACACAGGGGCACAGUUAUCGAUCAUUCCUGAAGCUCUUUGGAAACAGUUGUGGGGAGAUGUCAAACUGAAUGCCACCAAGACUGCACUCUGUACUUUCUCGGGGGCGCCUUUAACUGUUGUGGGGGAGGCCUGUGUCGAUGUACAGUACCAGUCGCAACAUGUCCAGGAGAAGAUUCUUGUGGUCAAAGAGGGCACCACCCCGUUGUUCGGCCGCAAUUGGUUGUCUAACAUACGUUUGGAUUGGCAUACCAUCUGUUCUGUCUCUUCUGCUCCACGUACGUCUGAUUCUGAGUCUGUAUUAGACGAGUUCCCAAGCGUUUUUGAAGGUGGUCUGGGCAAGAUCCAUGACUCGGAGGCGGUGAUCCACAUUGCCAGCGGGGCAAUUCCCAAGUGUUACUCGGCUCGACCGUUGCCAUACGCCAUGAAACCGCAAGUUGAUGUUGAAUUAGAUCGUUUGAUUAAGGAGGGUGUUCUAGUUCCGGUAGAAUCUUCAGAGUGGGCUUCUCCUAUUGUUGUUGUGAAGAAAGCCGAUGGUUCUAUACGACUCUGUGCAGACUUUAAAGUCACCAUCAACCAGCAUAUUGAAAGCAACAUACACCCUAUUCCAAAUCCCAGUGAUUUAUUGUCCAGCAUUGCAGGGGCCUCUGUUUUCUCAAAAGUUGAUCUCAGCCAAGCAUACACUCAGUUGCCAUUGUCCGAAGACAGUCAGAAACUGUGCGUCAUUGCAACCCAUCGAGGGUUAUUUGCUUUCACGAGAUUGCCCUUUGGCGUUUCCUCAGCACCAUCAAUCUGGCAAAAGACUAUAGAGCAGAUCUUAGCUGGCAUCGAUGGGGUCAUCGUGUACUUUGAUGACAUCUUAAUCACGGGAACCAACCAAGCAGAGCAUGAUACCCGGUUGCGUCAAGUUCUAGACAGAUUUGAGAAGGCAGGAUUACAGCUGAAGAAAGCGAAGUGUGAGCUGAACCAGGAGAGUGUCAAGUAUCUAGGCUUCAUUGUAUCAAGCAAGGGGCUGCAUGCUGAUCCUAGCAAAGUAUCUGCUAUAGCCAAAGCACCACAGCCCACUAACUCGUCAGAACUACACUCCUUCUUGGGGCUGGUCAACUUUUAUGGUCGAUUUAUCCCUAAUGCUUCGCAGUUGUUGUAUCCCUUGAACCGUCUUCUUCAGAAGGGUACAGAAUGGAACUGGACUCCCGAGUGUCAACAUGUGUUCAUCCAGUGCAAGGAGAUCUUAGCAUCGUCAAACGUACUGGCUCACUAUGAUCCCAAGAAACCACUCCUCUUGGAGUGCGACGCGUCUCCCACGGGAAUCGGUGCCUGCCUACUACAACCAGACAAACUUUCUGUGCUUCAGGAACAACAGCUCACGGAUUACAUUAAGUCUGUCAAUGUUGAUCCUUGUCAUGAUCUGCCAUUAUCCGCUACCGAUGUUAGCAAGGCAACUUCAGCUGACCCCACUCUACGUAAGGUCAUGCACCACAUCACACAUGGCUGGCCUAGCAGUGUCCCAGACAGUCUUUCCUCGUACUAUCGUAUUCGAGACCAGCUAUCUGUUGAGCAGGGAUGUAUCACCUGGGGUUUGCGGGUUGUGAUUCCCUUGGUAUUUCGUUCCAGUCUGUUGCAUGAGUUGCAUGUUGAUCAUCUUGGCGUAUCUCGCAUGAAAGCUGUGGCUAGAUCCUUCUUCUGGUGGCCUCACUUAGACCAAGACAUAGUUGAACUUGCUGCGAAUUGUCGUCUAUGCCAACAGCAGGCUCGAGCACCAACGAAGGCACCCAUUCACCACUGGGUCUACCCGAACCGGCCAUUUGAGAGGGUUCAUCUUGAUUUCGCUGAAUACAAAGUUUUGCAACGCACAUGCAGGCCAAGCAAGACUCUGCGCCAGCUAUGCGAGCUUUCCUGCCAGGUGACAGCGUCUGGGUCAAGGAUGUUCGCCAUGACAAAUGGACACCAGCGGUUAUUGCAGCCAGACUGGGACCACUGACCUACUCUGUUGAGAGUGGUACCACCAUCCGUCAUGUCCAUAUUGAGCAUUUACGGUUACGAGAUCCCGCCGGUGAUACAUCCGACAGUGCUGAUUCGGCUCGUAAGUGUCCAUUGCCCUCCAUACCUGAUAAUUUGAUUACUCCAGAGGAUAGCUCUGAGAACGCUCCUACUGUUACAGCUGCUACGUUUCCCGCUUCUAGUACUGUUACCUACAAUGAGUCUGCAGAUGCAAGCACAGCAAUAGAUUCUGAACCAGACACACCCAGUCCAGCAGUCUCUUUGCGACGUUCUACUCGGAUCUCUAGACCACCAGAGCGCUUAAUUGAGAACCCGUCUUUCGGCAAGUAACUGGACGGGGUUUCCGGCUCAUGUUUAUAGAUUUCGUCUUUACUUUCAGGCUUCAUUUUGUGAAGGGGAAGGGAAUGUUAUAGUUAGACAUUUCAAUAAUUCUCGAGCAUACUUCAAAUAUUCACGAUAGUAAUAUGUUGUGCAAAUACAUAAAUCACGUACCUGACUUCUCCAGGUCUAGGUCACUCCGAGACACCUUUCUUGCAAGGUAUGAUAAUACUUCAUGUUUACAAACAUUAGUUAUCUUCCUGCUGCAAGCGAAGGCUGUUGUUUACAAAGUCUUCGCCCAUAAUUUAUUUGCAUGUUGCUCACACGCAACCUUUCCCAAACUGAAUUUGACGCAUGCGCUCUGUGUACAUCUCUAGAAUAAAAUUGUGCUCGCUGCUCUAAAACUGCACGCCACUCUGUAGCGUACAUCUAGAGAUCUAAAGUCCGCAUGCGCUGUACGCUAACUUUGCAUCCGGUUGCACCAAACGCUUGGAGCGCAUAUAACCUGAGCUUGCUAUCAUUUUCAUUCAUUCCGCUCGAGUCUAAGGACUCUCCAGUCUUCUACUAUACUAUGGUAAAGUAAUGGAUAAACCUAUUACCCGUUGUGUUUUGUGAGUGCCUUAGUUCCUAUCGUGUGCAGAACGUUGA